Messenger RNA from Lontra canadensis (Northern American river otter), 4281 nucleotides. Its product is annotated as integrin alpha-M-like. Gene Ontology annotation, cellular component: integrin complex; external side of plasma membrane. Gene Ontology annotation, biological process: cell-matrix adhesion; cell-cell adhesion; integrin-mediated signaling pathway. Lineage: Eukaryota; Metazoa; Chordata; Mammalia; Carnivora; Mustelidae. The coding region runs from base 95 to 3556 and encodes 1153 amino acids. The transcript is spliced from 31 exons. The record is from RefSeq and is a predicted model, not a curated record. Gene Ontology annotation, molecular function: integrin binding.
CAAGCUUCUCCUUUUCUGUCCUUCCAGUGCUUGGUGGCUUUCUUGAAGUGGCUCAGUGGGAUGUGCAGCCCCGCAGUUCCUGCUCCCUCCAGCUAUGACUCACAGAGUCCUUCUGUUAACAGCCUUGGUCUUACUAUGUGAUGGGUUCAACCUGGAGACUGAAAAAGCAGCAAUCUUCCAAGAGAAUGCAAGGAGUUUUGGGCACAGUGUGGUCCAGCUUGAGGGAUCCCGGUUUAUUGUUGGAGCCCCCCAGGAGAAAAAGGCUGCCAACCAAACAGGUGGCCUCUACCAGUGUGACUACAGCACGGGCAAGUGUGAGUCCAUCCGCCUGCAGGUCCCCCUGGAGGCGGUGAAUAUGUCUCUGGGCCUGUCUCUGGCAUUUGCCACGAACCCUUUCCAACUGCUGGCCUGUGGCCCCACCGUGCACCAAACUUGUAAGGAGAACACCUAUGUGAAUGGCUUAUGCUUCCUGUUUGGAUCCAAUCUAUGGCAGCAGCCCCAGACUUUUCCAACAAAGCUCAGAGAGUGCCCUCGACAAGACAGUGAUAUUGCCUUCUUGAUUGAUGGCUCUGGUAGCAUCAUCCCGAGUGACUUUCAGCGGAUGAAGGCCUUUGUCUCAACUGUGAUGGAUCUAUUCAAGAAGUCCAAAACCUUGUUUUCUUUGAUGCAGUUCUCUGAAGACUUCCAGCUUCAUUUCACCUUCAAUCAGUUCAAGAAAAACCCUGACCCAGAAUUUCUGGUGAAGCCAAUAAGACAGCUAUAUGGGAGGACAUACACUGCCACAGGAAUCCGCAAAGUAGUAAGAGAACUGUUUCACAGUAGCAGAGGCGCCCGGGAGAAUGUCUUUAAGAUCCUAGUUGUCAUCACAGAUGGAGAAAAGUUUGAUGAUCCCUUGGAUUACAAGGAUGUCAUCCCUGAAGCAGACAGAGAGGGGAUCAUUCGCUAUGUCAUUGGGGUGGGAGAUGCUUUCAAUAUUCCAAAAAAUCGUGAAGAGCUUAAUAUCAUUGCAUCCAAGCCUUCUCGUGAUCAUGUGUUCCGGGUGAAUAACUUUGAAGCUCUGAAGACCAUUCAAAACCAGCUUCAGGAAAAGAUAUUUGCAAUUGAGGGUACUCAGACAGGGAGUGCCAGCUCCUUUGAGCAUGAGAUGUCUCAGGAAGGCUUCAGUGCUGCCAUCACCUCUAAUGGUCUCUUGCUAGGUGCUGUGGGAAGCUUUGACUGGGCUGGUGGAGCCUUUCUUCAUGUGUCAAAGGAUAAAUUUACCUUCAUCAACACAACCAGGGUAGAUUCAGACAUGAAUGAUGCUUACUUGGGUUAUGCUGCUGAAGUCAUCUUGAGGAACAGGGUACAAAACCUGGUUCUUGGUGCACCUCGAUAUCAGCACACUGGCCUGGUGGUGAUGUUCAGAAAGAGUGCUGGUACCUGGGAGAACAGUGCUAUUAUCAAGGGCAGCCAGAUUGGCUCCUACUUUGGGUCCUCCCUCUGCUCUAUGGAUAUUGACAAAGAUGGCAACUCGGACCUGGUCCUCAUCGGGGCCCCCCAUUACUAUGAGCAGACAAGGGGAGGCCAGGUGUCUGUGUGCCCUUUGCCUCGGGGGAGGGCUAAGUGGCAGUGUGGGGCUAUUCUCCAUGGGGAGCUGGGCCAUCCCUGGGGCCGCUUUGGGGCAGCCAUGACAGUGCUGGGGGAUGUGAAUGGGGACAAGCUGACAGACGUGGCCAUCGGGGCCCCAGGAGAGCAGGAGAACGAAGGUGCUGUCUACCUAUUUCAUGGAACCUCAGGACUGGGCAUCAGCCUGUCCCACAGCCAGAGGAUUCAAGGCUCCCAGGUCUCCCCCAGGCUCCAGUAUUUUGGUCAGUCACUAAGUGGGGGCCAGGACCUCACAAUGGAUGGACUGGUAGACCUGGCUAUAGGGGCCCAAGGCCAUGUGAUGCUGCUCAGAUCCCAGCCUGUGCUGCGUCUUGAGGUGACCAUGGAGUUCACACCCAAGGAAGUGGCAAGAAAUGUGUUUGAGUGUCAUGAAAAGGUGGAGAAAGGCCAGACUGCUGGAGAGGUCAGAGUUUGCCUCCAUGUUCGCAAGAACACACGAGACCGACUAAGAGUAGGAGAGAUCCAGAGCAUCGUUACAUACGACCUGGCUCUGGACCCAAGUCUCCCACAUCCCCGAGUUGUCUUUGAUGAGACAAAGAACAGCACACGCAGACAGACAAGGAUCUUGAUGCUGAAUCAAGAAUGUGAAACCCUAAAGCUACUGUUAGUGUAUUGUGUACAGGACUCAGUGACCCCCAUCAUCCUGCACUUCAACUUCUCUCUGGUGGGGAAGCCUUUGCCCUCAUUCAAGAACCUCCAGCCAUUGCUGGCUGUGGAUGCUCAGAGACACUUCACAGCUUUGUUUCCCUUUGAGCAGAAUUGUGGCAGUGACGGCAUCUGCCAUGAUGACCUCAGCAUCACCUUCACUUUUAUGGGCCUGGACACCCUGGUGGUGGGUGGUCUCCGAGACUUCAACGUGACACUGACUGUGAGAAACCAGGGUGAGGACUCCUACAGAACUCAGGUCACCAUCUUCUACCCGCCUGGCUUGUCCUAUCGGAGGGUGUCAGUGGCCCAGAAGCAGCUCUCAUGGCGACGUUGGCGCCUGAUUUGUGAGUCUGAUGACUCCACCAAUGGGCCUGAGGGCUUGAAGAACAGCAGCUGCAGCAUAAACCACCCCAUCUUCCCAAACUCCUCAGAGGUCACUUUUACUAUCACAUUUGGUGUGGAAUCUGAUGCUUCCUUUGGAAACAGACUACUCCUCAAGGCCAAUGUGACCAGUGAGAACAACACGACUAGGACCAACAAAACUGAAUUCCAGCUGGAGCUGCCUGUGAAAUACACUGUCUUCGUGGUAGUCACCAGCCAUGAGGUCUCCACUAAAUAUCUCAACUUCAUAGCUGCAGAGAAGACCAGCCACAUUAUAGAGCAUAAGUAUGAGUUCAACAAUUUGGGGCAAAGGAGCCUCCCCAUCAGCGUGGUCUUCUGGGUGCCUACCACACUGAACCAGGUCACUGUGUGGGACAACCCCCAAGUCACCUUCUCCAAGAACCUUUCCAGCACUUGCCACAGCAAGGAGUGGGAACCCCGUCUCUCUGAUUUCCUGGUGGAGCUUAAGAAGACUCCAGUUGUGAACUGUUCCAUCGCUGUCUGCCAGAGAAUCCAGUGUGACAUCCUGACCUUUGGCAUUCAGGAAAAAGUCAAUAUCACCCUCCAAGGCAACCUCUCAUUUGACUGGUAUAUCAAGACUUCAACAAACUAUCUUCAGGUUGUAAGCACAGCAGAGGUCUUGUUUAAUGAUUCGAAGUUUGCCAUGCUUCCAGGACAGGAGGCAUUUCUGAGGGCCCAGACAGAAACCAAAGUGGAGCCAACUGAAGUGCACAACCCUUUACCACUUAUAGUGGGCAGUUCAGUGGGGGGGUUCGUGCUUCUGGCCCUCAUCACUGCUGGACUGUACAAGCUCGGCUUCUUCAAACGGCAGUACAAGGACAUGAUGAGUGAAGCUGGUCCCAGUGCUGCCCAGCCCCAGUAGCAGCUCCUUCCCCCUCGAGUGGCCUCUCCUGCAGGAAAAGUGAUGGCAGCUUCUGUGGGUGAACAUAAAGGGAAAUGCAACAGAUUCUGAUCCUGCUAAAGGAAGAGAGACCUCCUUUCAUGGGCAAGGACAUAGACCUGCGGGAGCCUGUGCAGUUGGGUGGAGACCACACUGGAAGAAUCAUGGUGGAGUCAGGAUCUGGUCAGCCACCAGGAGCCUGUCCACCCAUUCCACACUUGAGCUAUAUAAGGUCCAAGGAGCAGUGGUGCACCUCCCUUUAUCUAUGCAUUUACUUACUAUUUUAAUGUUAUUUUUAUUUUUUGGAUAGAUAAACCCAUCAGUUACAAAAAUCAAAAGAUGUGCAAGCAUUUGUGGUGAAGUCCCUUCAUUCUGGUCCCCACAGCCAUUCAGGUCCCUCCUAAGGGGCUGUCAAGGUUGUGUGUAUUUUGGGGUCUCCUUCACAAAGAUUCUAGGCAUAUGCAAACACAUACACAAAUACAAGCUUUUUACACAAAUUAUAACAUGUUACUUAUACUGUUCUGCAUCUUGCUUUAUUCAUUAAUAUAGCUCAGAUGUUUUAUAUCGAUACAUAAAGCAUUUUUUCAUUCUUUUAUACAGCUGCAUAGUGUCCCUUUGUGUGGGUGGGUCAUAAUGUAUUUAACUGGUUUCCUUUUGAUAUUCCCAACCUCUAGCAAAUAAAAACAAUGAUGAAUUAAUAAAUUGAA